UUCAAACGGUGCACCUUUCAGAAUAAAUUGCCGUUAAAUUUUUAUAAACAUGCUCUUGCGCGGUUUGGGAUCCAAAGCGAGGUGCCCGUCUGAUAGAGUGCAAUAAUUUUGCCAGAUUUGUUUGCUUGGUCGGAAAGCAACAAGCAUUAGGGUUUAAGUUAAGUUUUUGACUCUUGGCCGACGGAGCGAGCCAAAGAUGUACGCGAGCCAGGCUGAUGGCGGAGCAGCCUCCCUGUUCUCUGGAGGCGGAUUCAUGCCCUCGCAAGCUACCCAAACGCCUGAUACUGGCUUCUUCAAGAGCCGCGGCGGCGUUCAGGCUGUGCUUCCCCUCACAGUGAAGCAGAUCAGCGAGGCCUAUCAUUCCAACGAUGACAAAUCUAAUUUCGUUGUUGAUGGUGUCGAGGCUUCCAAUGUGAGGCUAUUGGGGCUUGUGGUAAACAAGGCUGAGAGGGUUACAGAUGUCUCAUUUUCCCUUGAUGAUGGUACUGGAAGAGUCGAUAUCAAUCGCUGGGUGAAUGAAACAUCGGACUCAAAUGAGAUGGCCAUAAUCCAGAAUGGGAUGUAUGUUACCGUCAGUGGUAGCUUGAAAGGUUUCCAAGGAAAAAAACAUGUUGUUGCCUUCUGUGUCCGACCUGUUACUGAUUUCAAUCACAUCACCCUUCAUUUCCUCGAGUGCAUACAUGUCCAUCUGGAUAACAUUCGAGUGAAGCCUAAUGUGGCUGUGGGAACAGCAGCUCCCUUUAGGAAUGAUGCUAAGGGUUACCAAAUGCCUACUGCAAAUCAGUUCCCCACGCAUUCAGGUAGCAGUGGUUCGAACAAUGUGCUGAAGUUGGUCUUAGAUGUUUUUCAGGAACCAGCUAGCCUAGCACGUGAACAUGGACUUCAUGUGGAUGAAAUAAUCCAUCGCCUAGGGCUACCCGUGGCGAAGAUCAAGGAAGCUAUUGAAUAUCAUGUUGACAUAGGCAAUAUCUAUUCGACAGUUGAUGAAAACCACUACAAAUCCGCAUGCAAUGGUUGACCAUUUCAAGUGACCUUCUAGAAAAUUAUGGGAUUGCCCUCUCAAGCUAUAGCAUUUUAGUCCCCUUUUUUGUUUCCCCGUUUCUACUCGUCUUAUUUAACUAUUUUUUUUUUAAUUAUGGACUUUUGUUCGACAUUAUGUAACUAGCGUUUACAUGGUUUUCAAGGAAAUUGGCGAAUCUGAUUUAUUUUGCUUGAA
This is a messenger RNA of Zingiber officinale, 1216 nucleotides long. Its product is annotated as replication protein A 32 kDa subunit B-like. The record is from RefSeq and is a predicted model, not a curated record. Gene Ontology annotation, cellular component: site of double-strand break; chromosome, telomeric region; DNA replication factor A complex. The transcript is spliced from 11 exons. Lineage: Eukaryota; Viridiplantae; Streptophyta; Magnoliopsida; Zingiberales; Zingiberaceae. Gene Ontology annotation, biological process: DNA replication; nucleotide-excision repair; double-strand break repair via homologous recombination. Gene Ontology annotation, molecular function: DNA binding. Bases 197 to 1018 code for a protein of 273 amino acids.